AUGCAAGAAUACAAAGAUUUAAAGCAUAUGGAACUAGCUGAGGGAUCUGAAUCCAUAAAUGAUUCAUACUACUUGCCUCACCAUGGGGUUUACAGACCAGACAAAAGUAGUACACGUUUAAGAGUGGUUUUUAACGCCUCAACUGCCACGACAUCGGGAUUGUCAUUAAACGAUAUUUUGUUGAAGGAAAGAAUUCCACAGCAGGAAUUAUUUUCUAUAAUGGUUAGAUUUAGAAAACACCGCUACGCCUUAACAGCAGAUAUACAAAAAAUGUAUCGACAGAUUCUAGUCCAUCCUCCACAAAGAAACUUGCUCAGAAUUCUAUGGAAGGAAAGUGUUGAUGCUCCAGUGCAAACUUAUAAGCUCAACACAGUAACGCAUGGGACGUCAAACGCUCCUUAUCUAGCGACUCGAGCUCUUAAACAGUUAGCUAUAGAUGAAAGCCAAAACUUACCCCUAGCAUCGUCCGUCGCUCUCACUGACUUCUAUGUCGACGACAUACUUUCCGGAGAAUCAUCACUCGAAAAGGCUAGAAUUCUACAAGCCCAAUUAUUAGAUUUGUCAAAAUUAGGAAAAAUGGAAUUGCAUAAAUGGCAUUCAAAUCAUCCAGAUAUGCUUGUGUCUGAAAAUACGGUUACCGCUCAUUCAGAAUACAUUUUUGAAGAGCAACAAGAAUCUUCUUCCGUAAAAAUUCUUGGUGUCCUAUGGAAUCCUCAGAUUGACUGUUUUUUGUUUACAAUGACCAUUCCUCACUCUAACAGUUAUAGUAAACGAUAUGUUCUGUCACUAAUUUCGAAAAUGUUCGAUCCACUUGGUUUAAUUAGGCCAGUGGUCACAAAGGCCAAAAUAUUCACUCAAAGGCUCUGGCUUGCUAAACUCAGUUGGACUGACACAUUGCCAGAUUCUAUGGCCAAGAAGUGGAUUAAUUUCGUAUCCACGCUCUCUGAACUAAGUAAUCUUAAGAUUCCUAGAUUUGUAUUCCAGGAAAAUCACAUAGUGCUCCAUGGAUUUGCAGAUGCGUCAUCUUCGCAUACUGAGCUGCAAUCUAUGUUUCAAGCUUUGCCGUUUUCGGGAUUGCCAACCGUUCGACUUUUGUGUAGCAAGUCACGAGUUGCACCUAUAAAAACCUUAUCAAUUCCUAGAUUGGAACUGUCAGGUUGCCUUCUAUUAUCCAGAUUGAUGGAUAAAGUGAUAUCUUCGUUGACUGUUAAAGUAGAAAAAAAAAUUCUUUGA
Molecule: messenger RNA, 1233 nt
Organism: Stegodyphus dumicola
Lineage: Eukaryota; Metazoa; Arthropoda; Arachnida; Araneae; Eresidae
Source: RefSeq, a predicted model, not a curated record